AUGGGUCGGAUGCACACACCCGGUAAAGGUAUUUCUAAGUCGGCUCUGCCGUACCGUCGCAGCGUAGCCACCUGGCUGAAAGCGUCGUCCGAGGAUGUCAAGGAUCACAUUUUCAAGUUAGCCAAGAAGGGUUUGACACCGUCUAAAAUCGGUGUAAUUUUGCGAGAUUCACAUGGUGUCGCCCAAGUAAGAUUUGUGACAGGCAACAAAAUUCUUAGGAUCAUGAAAGCUAUGGGUUUGGCUCCAGGUCUCCCUGAAGAUUUGUACCAUUUGAUCAAGAAAGCCGUAGCAAUCAGAAAACAUUUGGAAAGGAAUAGAAAAGACAGAGAUUCCAAAUUCCGUUUGAUUUUGGUUGAAUCACGUAUCCAUCGUUUGGCAAGGUACUACAAACGCAAGUCAAAGAUCGCCCCCAACUGGAGAUACGAGUCCAGUACUGCUUCUGCUAUGGUUGCUUAA
Messenger RNA from Macrosiphum euphorbiae (potato aphid), 456 nucleotides. NCBI's taxonomy places the organism in Eukaryota, Metazoa, Arthropoda, Insecta, Hemiptera, Aphididae. The record is from the annotation of a GenBank genome assembly.